Messenger RNA from Phlebotomus argentipes, 2233 nucleotides. RefSeq names its product palmitoyltransferase Hip14 (gene Hip14). Gene Ontology annotation, cellular component: Golgi membrane. Gene Ontology annotation, molecular function: protein binding; palmitoyltransferase activity. Lineage: Eukaryota; Metazoa; Arthropoda; Insecta; Diptera; Psychodidae. The transcript is spliced from 3 exons. Gene Ontology annotation, biological process: protein palmitoylation. The coding region runs from base 275 to 2143 and encodes 622 amino acids. The record is from RefSeq and is a predicted model, not a curated record.
GCGAGACGUGCUAUAAAAAUUAUCUUUCUGCCCUUUUUCAUCUCACACUUGCUUUUACACAGUUUUUCGUGAUUUCCAUGCAGUUUUCGCGAUGAAAGCGUGCCAAAAAAUGGCAUGAGUGAUCUUCACAGGCUCGAUCGGCCCUUGCAUCUCGGCCUAACCUCCAAAGUGUCGAACUGUCAAAGUGAGAAGAGUCGCAGUGUGUUUCCGUGGGGCUGCGAUAGGUGUGUUUUCCUCAAGUGAGUGGCCCCAUUGACGGCAUCGCAGCGCGAGGAUGUAUCAGAGCGCCUGCGGGGCGGCGACGGGCGGAUGCGUGAGGGGCGAGCACAGCCACAGCCGCGAGAGUCACCUGAUAUCCCACGAGCCCGCCGUGGCGCCCGUGGAGCACGACUACGGGGGCUUCGACAUCGUCAAGGCCACCCAGUAUGGCGCCAUCGGGCGCGUGCGGGAGCUGGUGGAGGCGGGCUGGGACGUGAACCAGCCCGACAGUGAGACAGUCACGCUGCUGCACUGGGCGGCGAUCAACAACCGCCGCGACAUCAUCCGCUACUUCCUGGAGAAGGGUGCCGUGGUGGACGCCGUGGGCGGCGAGCUGAACGCCACGCCGCUGCACUGGGCCACCCGGCAGGGCCACAUCAGCGCCGUGGUGCUGCUGCUGGCCGCCGGCGCCGACCCCAGCAUCCGCGACGCCGAGGGCGUCUCGUGCAUUCACCUGGCCGCGCAGUUCGGCCACACGGCGCUCGUGGCCUACUUCAUCGCGCGCGGCGUCAGCCCGGACCUGCAGGACCGCACGGGCAUGACGGCGCUCAUGUGGGCGGCGUGGAAGGUGGUGGAGAUCGAUCCCGUGCGCCUCCUGCUCACGCUGGGCGCCAGCCCGAGCGUCGUGGACCACACGCACGGCAACACGGCGCUGCACUGGGCCAUCCUGGCCAGGAACGCCACCGCCAUCAACACGCUCGUCCUCAAGGGCAAGGCGAGCCUGGACAUUCCGAAUCUGCGCGGCGACACGCCGCUGUCGAUGCUGCAGUCGCAGGCGGGCGCGUUCUGGAUCUCUCCCAAGGUGACGGAGAGGCUGCGUGAGCUGGGCCAGGCGCAGCAGCGGCGCAGCUUCCUGGUGCGCUGCUCCGUGGACAAGCGCGUGCGCUGGUGGACGAUGGCGGCCACGCCGUUCCUGGUCUUCUACCUGGCCGGGCUGGUGUUCAGCGCCGAGCUGCUGUACAUCAUCAAGUUUUUCCUGCUCGGCUGUCUGUACGCCGUCACGCACACGGUGGGGCGCGCCAUGUUCGACGACCACCUCAUGACGCUCAUCCCGCUCAGCGUGUACCUGGCCACCAAAUUCUGGUUCUACGUCACGUGGCUGGUGUACAUCGCGCCCGCCGUGUCGGCCUGGCUGUCGCUGGCCUUCCUCGCGUGCAGCGCGCUGCUGUGGUGGUGCUUCCUGCGCUCGUGGCGCGGCGAUCCGGGCGUGAUCCGGCCCACGCAGGAGCAGCGGAUGCGCACGAUCAUCGAGCUGAGCGAGCGCGGCGGCGCCGGCUUCGCGCCGCCCGGCUUCUGCUCAUCCUGCCUCGUGCGGCGGCCCGUGCGCAGCAAGCACUGCUCCGUGUGCGAUCGCUGUGUGGCGCGCUACGAUCACCACUGCCCGUGGAUCCAGAACUGCGUGGGCAUCGGCAAUCACCGCCACUUCAUGGGCUUCCUGUGGGCGCUCAUGCUCAUGUGCGCGUGGAUGCUGUACGGCGGCUCGCAGUUCUACCAGGUGCAGUGCGACAUGCGCCUGGACGGCUUCUGGAGCGCGCUGCUGGCCAUCGGCUCGUGCCAGCCGUGGGUCGGCUGGGUGAUGGCCAACGCGCUGCUGCACAUGGCCUGGGUGGCCACGCUGGCGCUCUGCCAGACCUACCAGAUAGUGGCGCUGGGCAUGACCACCAACGAGCGCAUGAACCGCGACCGGUACAAACACUUUCAGGCGAAGGGCGGCAGGAGCCCGUUCACGCGCGGGCCGCUCAACAAUCUGGUGGACUUCCUGGAGUGCGGCUGCUUUGGGCUGGUGAAGCCCAAUCGCGUGGACUGGAUGACGUUUUUCGAUCUGGACAAGACGCAGGAGCACGAGCCGCUGCUCAGGCCCACGGACAAUUAUCAGUAUGUGUAGGACGCGGCGGCGCCCGCCGCGGCUGCCGAGGCGGUGUGAAGAGGCGCGCGCCGACAUCAGUAUCCGAAAGACAUCCUCUUCUUGUGUUUU